Molecule: messenger RNA, 3769 nt
Organism: Maniola jurtina (meadow brown)
Lineage: Eukaryota; Metazoa; Arthropoda; Insecta; Lepidoptera; Nymphalidae
Exons: 7
Coding region: 310-2901 (863 amino acids)
Source: RefSeq, a predicted model, not a curated record
UAUCGCACCUUCAGAAUAGUAUGGACUUAACUCAAAAAUCGAAGAAAUUGAGUUACGGUCAUAGAGGGUCACUAAAAGGGAUGCACUUUUAGGUGAAUAGUAAAGAAGCGGCGUUUUAAUGGUAGAAUAAAGCUAACGAUACUUCGGUCUCUUUCGCACUCCCUCCCUCUACCCGCGCCGCUCAGAUCUGUAAUGACGCGUUUAGUGAUGCAUCGAAAGUGAAGUGAAUAAGUCGUCGCAAGUUUAUUAGUGAAUUGACCUAAAACGUAAUAAGUCGCUUGUGUACUGAACAAACGGAUAAGAAUAAAAAUGAAGAGAAGAGCAGACUACAUACUUGAGAAAUUACAAAUAAUUAAUGAGCAACGAGAGGUGGACGUAGUGCCAAGCUGUAACAAAAAUGAUGAAAUUAAUAAAGAAAACAUUCCUCAUUUUAUUCAGCAAAGAAAACGAAAGUUGACUCAGAAUGAGUAUGGAAGCGAUACCUCUCGGCCAUCCAGUCCAUCAAUAAUAGAAGGCACACCUGAAAAAAGUGUGCCGUUUCUAAAUUAUGCACACGAACUUUGCGAUAGCAAAAGGAUCAUAACUAGGGUUAAUACUGAACAAUGCUAUUCGCAGCCAAUAGAAGCUGCACAUGAAAUCACUGUUAUGGAACCUGUGGCAGAUGAAGUGGAAAAUCUGAAAUGUACACAGGGACAGAACCAACUAGAAAAUGAACUGCCUAGGCGAGCACGCAGCAAUUCAUCGUCCAGCAGUUCCUCGUCUUCUAGCUGUUCAAGUAGCUCAUCUUCCUCUAGUCGCAGUAGCCCGCUCCAUAAUGGUAACACAAUUGAGUCGAAUACAAAGAUAGGUGACCCCUCAACCUCUACAGGUACAUAUCGUAACACUACACAGCCACCUAAAAAUUAUUGUGAGUCACCUAUUCAUUCGAACGAAAGUGAUGCAGACUUGAGCGACGAUGACCCUUCGUAUUCAAAUAGGCCUCGUUCACGUCUUGGAGUUGCAGUCAGAUUAUCUGCGUCGAGUACUUCCUCAUCUUCUGAUACUACAGACAGUGAUGCCGAAAAUGUUAAUGCUUCUAUUGUGGAAGGUCCAAAGAAAUCCCGCAAACGUCUACGAAAUCCCAAUAAGUGGAAACAAAUUGUUGCCAAAACUUUGCGAAAUACUGGGAAAGAAUAUGUGUCUAACACUAAAUCUAAAAAAAAUGUUCCCGCUCGUUCUAUAAAAGAUCCAUGUACCAGCAAAUGUAGAGUCAAAUGUGUCGAUAACAUAAAUGAGAUCGAUAGAAAUCUAUUAUUUCAAAAAUAUUGGGCACUAGGCAACUUGGAAUUACAGAGAUCUUUUAUAAGAAAUUGCAUGGUAGAAAUAAAACCAAAAUAUAAAUACACAAACGCGGCUAGACCAAGACAGCCUAAUAAUGCAUUUUAUUUUACAGUUAAUGGUACUAAAAUUAGAGUUUGCAAAACAUUCUUUAUAAACACGUUAGGUAUAUGUGACAGGCAAAUAAGAACUGUUAAAAAGAAGACAGAUGCGCAAGGUUUCGUAGAGAAAGAUAAUCGAGGUAAAAACCAGAAUAAAAAAAGGAUAGAACCAGCAAUCAUACAAGACAUAAAGAACCACAUUAAUUGCAUACCUAGGAUUGAAUCGCAUUAUUUAAGGUCUUCAACUUCUCGCGAGUAUAUAGGUGGAGAGAAGACCAUAAUGGAUCUAUGGAGAGAUUUUGAUAAAGAUCAACGCGACGCAGGAAAAGCUACAUGUCAAUAUUGGUUAUAUUAUGACAUUUUCACAAAACAGUUUAAUAUUGGAUUUUUCCAACCCAAAAAAGAUAGAUGCGACCUAUGUUUUGAAUAUGAACUUGCUUCUCCAGAAAAAAUACUACAACUAAAAGAAAAAUAUGAUCGUCAUUUAAAAGAAAAAGAUUUAUCCCGAAAAGAGAAACACAAUGAUCGACUGAACAUUGAUGAAACCCAUAUUUGUGCAGUUUUCGACCUGCAAGCAGUUAUGCAAUGUCCUAGCGGUGAUUCGUCUUCUUUCUAUUACAAAACAAAACUGAAUUGCCUCAACUUCACAAUCGUGGAAUUACUAAAGAAAAGAGACAAAAAUCUGGAGGAAAACACAGAAAGUGAACACAAACGUGAUAUUGGAGCUUAUGGAGAUGUCUACAGCUUUUUCUGGGACGAAACUCAGGGGAAACGCGGAUCUAGCGAGAUCGGAUCGUGUGUUCUUAAGUAUUUGGAGAUUUUAAAUGCAAAACAUCAGGGUCAGGCCAUCCACGUUACGUUUUAUUCCGACAAUUGCUGCGGACAAAACAAAAAUAAAUAUGUAGCUUGCUUAUAUUCCUACGCAGUAUCACAUUUUGAGAACAUCCAGUCUAUAACCCAAAAGUACCUAAUAAAGGGUCAUACCCAAAAUGAAGGGGACAACGUCCACAGCCUCAUUGAAAAGGAAAUCCAACGGAAUAAAAAGGCUGGACCCAUAUACGCACCUUGUCAAUACGUCACUUUAAUAAAAAAUUCGCGAAAAAACGGGAAACCGUUGAUUGUUCAAGAAUUAACGUAUGAUUUUUUUUGGGACUUGAAGAUGUUUCAAGAGAAAUGGGCUUACAACUUUAGUGAAAAUGAAAAUAAGGGCAAUGUGACUUGGAAUGACGUAAAAAUUCUUAAAUUUAUAAAAGAGGAUACGUUCACAUUUUACUAUAAAACAUCUUAUAGUCAAAAUGAGUUCAACAAGGUAAACAUGAGAAACAAAAGGAAGAAGAUGAGUGGUAUAAGAGAAAUUGCUAUGACCAAAGCAUACUCCCAAAGACUGGUGUUAUCUGAGAGGAAAAAAACUGACUUACGUUCAUUGAUUGAACAUAAUUUGAUACCUCAUUAUUAUGCUGAUUUUUAUAAUAACAUUAUUUAACUAUUUUUAUAAGUAUAAUAGGCUCUUCUGCUAUAGGUUUUAGUUAUUAGUUUUAUAUAGCGUUGUUUACCAAAGUAUUGAAUUAUAAAUGUUAACAUGUUAAGGAGAUUUUUGAUAUAAUUGAUUCAAUUUAAUUACACAGGCAAACAUUCUAUACAGAUUUUAUAUAGAGUGUGCAGUACGGCAAUGCUAUGCAUAGGGCAUAGCGUUGCCGUAUACUGCACACUCUUUUUAUAACGAAGGUUUCUUGAUUUUUUAUAGUUUCUUAUAACAUUGUGUUAAACGAUGAAUAUUGAUUUGUAAUUGUUAACUUGUUAAGUACAAGUAUUUGUAUUUGUUAAAGAAAAUUAAACUGAAUUAUUAUAAACAUUGGCUGUGCAAAGCAUUGCCUGAAGACUGAUUUACGAAUGAUUGUGAUAAUUGUACUUUGAAAAAGCUAUUUCUAUAUGGAUAAUACAAUCAUUGUAAGGUUGUUUUGUUUCUAUUGAUUUUAUUAUUUUUAAUUUUAUAAUUGCAGAUUUCGACUCGAACGAGAUUAUUAUGUUUAUUUUCUGUGCCAAAGUGACUUAAUACAAGUCUUUUGAAAAUUAAAAAGUGUUUAAUUUCACAGUUUUUUUUAAUAUAAAAUGACUAAUUUCGAUAUGUGACACAAUAGCAUAUUUUCAGUUUAUUCUUGUAGUGCACUUUUUAGAAAUAGGAUAAAAACUGUACAAUGAUUUCAGAAUAAAAGAGACUUAGGACGAAAACGGUCUUUAAAAAAAAAAAUAGUUUCAGUAUAAUAUUGACUUAAAUUGGGAACAUUUUUAAAAACCUUAAUUUUAGUUAAAAAUAUGCAACAUACCAUUUUUUUAUUGAUCAUGUUUCACAA